GAGCGGUGGAGGUGAUGCUUUUAGCACCCCCAUUACCUUUAGGCUCACAUCUCCUUUCUACUUCUCUGCCCUCCUCUCUCUUCCCCUUUCCAUUGCCUUCCACUCCCACCCCACGCUCCUUUAUUCUUCGCGAGCCUGGGGGUGGGGGGGGCCCUGUGGAAUUGGAUUGUAUGGGGCCAGGCGGAGAGAGGGGAUAGAGAUGAAAAGUCCAUUUCAGACCCAGGCAGAACAAUGAAAUAGGCUAAAAUCUCCCCGCAUUAGCGUGCGGAAGGGAGAAGGUAGUUUGGGCAUUCAAGUCAGAGGCGGUGGAGACGGUUUUUCUGGAUGGGUCUGGGUAGAUCGGUAUUGUGCACCUUCUUCACCUGGCUGAUUUUUUCCGAUUUGACUGUCUUCGGGAAGAAAGAAAAGAAGGUAUGGCCUCACAUGUGCAAGUUUUCUCCCCUCACACCCUUCAGUCAAGUGCCUUCUGUAGUGUGAAGAAACUGAAAGUUGAGCCGAGUUCCAAUUGGGACAUGACUGGGUACGGCUCCCACAGCAAAGUGUAUAGCCAGAGCAAGAACAUCCCACCUUCGCAGCCAGCCACCACAACCGUCAGCACCUCCUUGCCAAUCCCAAAUCCAAGCCUACCUUACGAGCAGACCAUCAUCUUCCCAGGAAGCACCGGGCACAUAGUUGUAACAUCGGCAAGUAGCACUUCUGUAACCGGGCAAGUCCUCGGCGGACCACAUAACCUAAUGCGUCGAAGCACUGUGAGCCUCCUUGAUACCUACCAAAAAUGUGGACUCAAGCGUAAAAGUGAGGAGAUUGAGAACACAAGCAGCGUACAGAUCAUUGAAGAGCAUCCACCCAUGAUUCAGAAUAAUGCCAGCGGGGCCACUGUAGCCACUGCCACUACAUCCACUGCCACCUCCAAAAACAGCGGCUCUAACAGUGAAGGCGAUUAUCAGCUAGUGCAGCAUGAAGUUCUGUGCUCCAUGACCAACACUUAUGAGGUCUUGGAGUUCUUGGGCCGAGGGACGUUUGGGCAAGUGGUCAAGUGCUGGAAACGGGGCACCAAUGAAAUCGUGGCCAUCAAGAUCCUCAAGAAUCAUCCUUCAUAUGCCCGGCAAGGUCAGAUAGAAGUGAGCAUCCUGGCCCGGCUAAGCACAGAGAGUGCGGAUGACUACAACUUCGUACGGGCCUACGAGUGCUUCCAGCAUAAGAAUCACACAUGCUUGGUCUUUGAGAUGUUGGAGCAGAACCUCUAUGACUUUCUCAAGCAGAACAAGUUCAGUCCCUUGCCCCUCAAAUACAUUCGCCCGGUUCUCCAGCAAGUAGCCACAGCCCUGAUGAAACUCAAAAGCCUGGGUCUUAUCCAUGCUGACCUCAAACCAGAAAACAUCAUGCUGGUGGAUCCAUCUAGACAACCAUACAGAGUAAAGGUCAUUGACUUUGGCUCAGCCAGUCACGUGUCCAAGGCUGUGUGCUCUACCUACUUGCAAUCUCGGUAUUACAGGGCCCCUGAGAUCAUCCUGGGUUUACCAUUCUGUGAGGCUAUUGACAUGUGGUCCUUAGGCUGUGUCAUUGCAGAGCUGUUCCUGGGCUGGCCAUUAUAUCCAGGAGCUUCAGAAUAUGAUCAGAUUCGGUAUAUUUCACAAACACAGGGUUUGCCAGCUGAAUAUUUAUUAAGUGCAGGGACAAAGACAACCAGGUUUUUCAACCGUGACACAGACUCGCCAUAUCCUUUGUGGAGGCUGAAGACACCAGAUGACCAUGAAGCAGAGACGGGGAUUAAGUCAAAAGAAGCAAGAAAGUACAUUUUCAACUGUUUAGAUGAUAUGGCUCAGGUGAACAUGACGGCAGAUUUGGAAGGAAGUGACAUGCUGGUAGAGAAGGCAGACCGGCGGGAGUUCAUCGACCUGUUGAAGAAGAUGCUGACCAUAGAUGCUGAUAAGAGAAUCACUCCGAUUGAAACCCUGAACCACCCCUUUGUCACCAUGACACACUUGCUCGAUUUUCCCCACAGUACACAUGUCAAAUCAUGUUUCCAAAACAUGGAGAUCUGCAAGCGGCGAGUGAAUAUGUAUGACACAGUGAACCAGAGCAAAACCCCUUUCAUCACACACGUGGCUCCCAGCACGUCUACCAACCUGACCAUGACUUUUAACAACCAGCUGACCACUGUCCACAAUCAGGCUCCCACCUCCACCAGUGCCACUAUUUCCUUAGCCAAUCCCGAGGUCUCCAUACUAAACUACCAAUCUACACUCUACCAGCCCUCAGCGGCAUCCAUGGCUGCAGUGGCCCAGCGGAGCAUGCCCCUGCAGACAGGAACAGCUCAGAUUUGUGCCCGGCCUGACCCCUUCCAGCAAGCGCUCAUCGUGUGUCCCCCUGGCUUCCAAGGCUUACAAGCCUCUCCCUCCAAGCAUGCUGGCUACUCAGUGCGUAUGGAAAAUGCCGUUCCCAUCGUCACACAAGCACCAGGAGCUCAGCCUCUUCAGAUCCAGCCAGGUCUGCUUGCUCAGCAGGCCUGGCCAAGUGGUACCCAGCAGAUUCUGCUUCCCCCGGCAUGGCAGCAGCUGACUGGAGUGGCCACACACACCUCAGUGCAGCAUGCGACUGUGAUUCCUGAGACCAUGGCAGGCACCCAGCAGCUGGCCGACUGGAGAAAUACACAUGCUCAUGGCAGCCAUUACAAUCCCAUCAUGCAGCAGCCUGCACUGUUAACUGGUCAUGUGACCCUUCCAGCAGCCCAGCCCUUAAAUGUAGGUGUGGCACACGUCAUGCGGCAGCAGCCAACCAGCACCACCUCCUCCCGGAAGAGUAAGCAGCACCAGUCAUCUGUGAGAAAUGUCUCCACUUGUGAGGUGUCAUCCUCACAGGCUGUCAGCUCCCCACAGCGAUCCAAACGUGUCAAGGAAAACACACCCCCACGCUGCGCCAUGGCACACAGCAGCCCGGCCUGCAGUGCCUCGGUCACCUGUGGGUGGGGUGACAUGGCCUCCAGCACCACCCGGGAGCGGCAGCGGCAGACCAUCGUUAUCCCCGACACCCCCAGCCCUACGGUCAGCGUCAUCACCAUCAGCAGCGACACAGAUGAGGAGGAAGAGCAGAAACACGCGCCCACCAGCACUGUCUCCAAGCAAAGAAAAAACGUCAUCAGCUGUGUCACGGUCCACGACUCUCCGUACUCUGACUCCUCUAGCAACACCAGCCCCUACUCUGUGCAGCAGCGCACCGGGCACAACACCACUAACACCUUUGACACCAAGGGGGUGCUGGAAAACCAUUGCACUGGCAACCCCCGAACCAUCAUCGUGCCCCCCCUGAAAACCCAGGCCAGCGAAGUACUGGUGGAAUGUGACAGCCUGGGGCCAGUCAACACCAGUCACCACUCAUCCUCCUACAAGUCCAAGUCCUCCAGCAACGUGACCUCCACCAGUGGUCACUCUUCAGGGAGCUCAUCGGGAGCCAUUGCCUACCGGCAGCAGCGGCCAGGCCCCCAUUUCCAGCAGCAACAGCCCCUCAAUCUCAGCCAGGCUCAGCAGCACAUGGCUGCGGACCGCACUGGGAGCCACCGACGGCAGCAGGCCUACAUCACUCCCACCAUGGCCCAGGCCCCGUACUCCUUCCCACACAACAGCCCCAGCCAUGGCACCGUCCACCCCCACCUGGCCGCCGCUGCUGCCCACCUCCCCACACAACCACACCUCUACACCUACACGGCGCCUGCUGCCCUGGGCUCCACUGGCACCGUGGCCCAUCUCGUGGCCUCCCAAGGCUCAGCGCGCCACACCGUGCAGCACACUGCCUACCCAGCCAGCAUCGUCCACCAGGUCCCUGUGAGCAUGGGCCCCCGGGUGCUGCCCUCGCCCACCAUCCAUCCGAGUCAAUAUCCAGCCCAGUUUGCCCACCAGACCUACAUCAGCGCCUCGCCAGCCUCCACUGUCUACACUGGAUACCCACUGAGCCCCGCCAAGGUCAACCAGUACCCUUACAUAUAAACACUGGAGGGAGCAGUGGGAGGAGGGGCCAGAGCUGCUGCACACUGAAGGUGCCGCAUACCAACAAUGCAACCGGAUGGGCAGGGGGAUCAGAAAGAAAGCUGAACCGGGAAGUAGGAGGGCCUAGAGCAGAGAAGAGGACGUUUUAAAAGGAAGGCAUUGAGGAGGGGGAGAUUCUAUGCUUUUUAUUUUAAAAAAAGAAAAAGGAAAAAAAUGAAAACAUCAGUAACAGAAAAACACAGCUCAUAAACCCAUUCCGCACCAAACUGGAAAGAAGAGAGCCACGAGAAGAUCCCAGGAGUGAGGGGCCCCAGGUUUGAAGAACUUUAUCUAUGAACUUUUCAAAGAUUAUUUUCAUAUGGCAGCAAGUGACACUGAAGAACUUGCUGUCAGGGACACUUAAUGGGAAGUCCAGUAGAUUUUUAAUGAAUUGAACAGAAGAUUUAGGGAUUUUUCCAGAACUCAAACGUGUCAGCAUCCUUCCAGGGCAUCAGGCCAUGGCUGAAUUCAGGGGCCAAGGUGCAGGGUUUGGUUGGGGGAGCCCAGUUCUGGCCAUUUGUCAGGAGUGAUGGGGAGCAGCCAGGCUAACGGGGACCCCUGAGAAAAGGAUUCAUUUUCCCUUUCUGAGUGCUCUGGACAAAUCCCUAAGCAAUGUUAUUCCUCAGAUGUCAUUAAUAAUGUGUGUUGCAAACUUCAGAGGAUUUUUUUGUUUGCUUUUUGUUUCUUGUUUGGUUUUUUCUUUUCUGAAGAUUUAUUUUCUUGGAAUCAACCCCUAGUCACUUAGCGUAGGGCUAGCGGUUGUCGCCGACAUCCUAGUAGAAUGUAGCACUUGACCCUUGUUUUCUACCUUGUAUCUGACUCCAGUGAUACCAAUAGACUAUUCCUCUGUGAUUGCACAAAAAAGUGGGAUAGCAUAGGCAUGUAACUAAUGUUGUGGUCCAUGUGAGCAAGCAAGUGUGCACAUGUGGGUGUGAGUGCGGGUGCCGCCCCUGUGUCCAAGGGCCCCGCCGUCACGGCCCUUUUACACCGUUCCCUCCUAGUGCCUUACCGAAUGACAAACAGACGCAUGUGAGGGUUUACUUCCACUGGUACACAGCAGCAGACAGAGCUUGUCUGUGGCCGCCUUGCUCUUCUGUUGCGCUGUGGUAACAUUUCACUUGGGUCUUUCAUAUUUUGUUGUUGUUAUUUGUUUUUUUCUCUAUGUUUCAUGCCAUUGUCUUUCUUGGGCUGUUUGUGAGCAGGAUGCCAGGAAAGCUGGUGGGACCGUGAGGCAAGAAUUGAAGGCUCUUGAGAGCUGUGUGAGAGCCAGAUGGUGACAGACACCUCUGAUGACAGACAUGGUUUUUGUUAAAGUUUCCUUUGGGAUCAGAAACCUGGAGAGGCGCCCCACCCUUCACACUUACCUGUCCGUUCCCCAGCUCAAACAGAUGUCCGUUAGCUUUGUCAGGUGGCAGCUUCCAGCCUUCAGGUCCAGCACAGCUUCCUGGGGCCAUCUGUAGAGAGGCCCAGAGGCCAGGUGUCUGUCCCCAGUAGCAUCUAGCCCCUCUUCUGUGAGAAGCCAUGCUCUUCUCUCCUACCAGCACCGUGGAGAAGGGCUAUCCUCUAGACAACCACUGACCCAUUCCUGUUCAAUUCUUUCUUCCAGUUGCCCAGCUCUGCCCAAAGCACAGUUUAGUGUUUGGUAUUUGAGAGGUCUGGUGGGCAGAAGGCCGGAAGGACACUGGUGAGGCUGACUGUGGUGCCUCUGCUGUGCUUGGGAAACACAGAGAAUGAAGUCACCAGAGUCUGCUCUGUGCCCUCCUCGUGUCUCUGACACUUGGACAUUUUCUUGGACUUUGAAUGCUGCAGGUAGUGUGGUGGGUACCUGCCUUCCAGGGUGGACAACUCUGAAGCUGGGGACGCUAGAGAAACUUUCUGGGCAAGGAUGGGCUUAAAAGGAUGGCUCUGAGUGUUUGGCCCUGAUGUGGAGUCCUUAACCCACCCCUCAGCCAAGCUUCUAGCGCACAGAGAUCAUCUGGUCAGCAGCCUGUCCUCCUCCUCCCUUCCUUUACCUCUUCCUUCGCAGGCCCUCAGUGAUCUACUGUGAAAGAGUUUCAAAGUGAUGUCCACCACCUUCAGUAGCGAAGCCGUUACUUAGCUCUUAGCUGUGAAAGAACUCUGGAAAUUGCCCACCCCAUCCAUAAAUUCUUCCUUACCUUAUAAACAAGUCCCCAAACUGGAAGUGGCUUAGGGCAGGUGUUGGGCCAAAAGGAAGGACAGCACAAGCUGCAUAAAGCUGACACAUGCUGCCAAUACCACAGGGACACAGAGGCAGAGUGGCACCAGCCCUGCAGCAGGCAGUCACUCUGCUCGCCAUGAUCAGUACCAGCAUCAGCCUCAGGUGGGAUGGUGCCCAGUCUGAGACCAAGGAGCUGGGCACUUCGAAGAGAACAAGGGAAUCCUCCCUGAGCCAUGCCAGCCUGGAGCACCCAGCUGCCAUGGACCUGUGUGCAGCCAGAUGGCAGCAGUGCUCCAUGGCGUCUUCUGGUGCUAAGUCACAGUGUCGGCUUGGCAGCCCCUGUCUGCCAUCCUGGGCAGAGUGCUGGUCUUUGGCACAAUGCACUUCCUGUCCUCUACAGAUCUGUCUCUUAGGGGGAAAAUGACCUAAAAGUUCUCAUUUCCUUUUGUCCUCUUAAUUGAAAGCUUCUUACUCUUUCUCCCAAAAAUUUCCUUUUCUCCUCUAAGACAGGAAUGAAAGUUCCAUGCUGCUCAUAAUGUUAAUGUUAUCAUGCUGAUUAUUUUAUUUUUGUCAUUGCCAUUGUAAUUAUGAUUAUUAUCACCCUCGUUAUUUUAGUUAGGAUUUUAAAUGCACAUUUAUUCCAAGCAUCUUUGUGUUUUCCCUUUAAUAUUUAAAUUUAUUGUAUUAUAUCUGUGAGUAUCUGAGUAGACUGGAGGGACACACAGAUGUCCAGUUUUGUCAGACAAAAAAAGAAAAGACCCAGGAUUUAGGAGGAUUGCUCCUGUCGUCUCUAUUCCACAAACAGCUACCAAGAAAGACCCAGCACAGAAUAAAGUUGGAAGAGUCACAGCCUUUCUCUGCACAGACCAGCCUAGGCUCUGGGCAACACGAUCACUGUCAGCAUAUUUUCCUGGACUGUCAGGGUUCUGGCCCUGAGGAGAUAGCAUGUGGGUUUAGGGCUUCUGGCACACCCCUUAGAUUAUUGAACCCUUAGGCAGCGUCUCCUCCAGUUCUCUCCUCAUGUGCGUUCGAAUCAUGACGAUACUCAGCCUGCCUCACAUCAGCCACAAAAAAACCCUUUCUUCCCAGCACUGACCUAGCCCCUUUGCAAAACACUCCUUUUCCCAGGAGCACACCCAGAGUAUGACUUAUGGCCCCUCCUGAAAGCUGCUGGUCAUGAGAUGCUGACAUAAGAGUUGUGGGCAGCCAGUGCCCCCAGGACAUUUCAGCACCAUUCUCCUUCCUUGCACCCAUCCCACCCACACCCUUCCUCCCAGCAUGUAGUUCACCAUGGCAGAAAGGGAUGUCCAAUUCCAGAAGAAGCUGAAAGUCCUCUGCAAGGUCUGGUAGCUGCCUAGAUAUUGCAGGCCACACCCCCUCAUCAUUGGCAAAUGAAGAACCACAACACAGCCACAUAGCCAGCCCCUUGGGCUCUGACAGCCUCUCAAAGCUCACACUGGGUGAUGGAUGCCCAUAUACUGCCCACCAAGCCCAGAAGCUACCAGCCCCCGGGAAGAAAGGCUUUACGUGAGCAGCUUCUGUGAGCAGAAGUGAGAUGUUUGUGCCCAGCCCCAGUCCUCGCCUUACAUCCCCUCCUAAUUCUGAAUGCAGAGCUAUUGCAUCAGAAGAAGAUCCCAGCACACUCACUAGCACCCUGGCCUAAGUCUCCACUGGGUGCUGCAGCACUGGGUCCCCUCAGCAAAGCUGCCAUCCUUUGACCAACCUCUCAAGUGGAGAGACACCCACCUGCUCCUUAUGUAGACCCUAAGUCUCACAGCACAUACUCUAAUCUUGCAUGGGCUUCAACUUUCCUCAGGGAAGAAAAUGGUCCUGAAUAAGGAGAAGUUGAUAAGGACAGGUGGGAGAGAGACUUCCAGUUCCAGUUCUCAUGAACCUCAGGUCAACCCGCUUCUGCCUGGGUUCUCACUACCCAUCUGGGUGCUGGCACAUGUGCUUAGUUCAGGAGAUUUCCAAGGGGAAGGAGCAAGCAAGCCAUGGAGGACAAGUGCAGUGGCAGUGGCAGUUAGCACUGUGGGGCACAGUGAGUGGUCAGUGCAAUUAAGAGGUAGGAGGAGGCCAGAGCAAAUGGCCGUUUCCCUUUGCCUCCUGGGCUGCAUGGAUGUGUCACAGCUUCCUAGUGGCUGGGUGUCUGUGAAGUGGGGAAGCCAGCCAGGCUCUGUCCUCCCAACCUGGAGCACCCAGCCUGCUGGGACACCACUGUGCCAGUUAGAAGAUUGAGAAGGGGAGCACACCUGGUGGGAUGGUGUCCCUUGACUCGGUCUUGAAAGUUGCAAACACUCAUUUAGGAAUAAGCUCGUGGAGGAAGAAUCAGGUCACGUGAGUGUGUGUGAGUGAGGAGUGCAAACGUUCUUGGAAACCGGAAUGUGGAGAUGAGGAAGCUUCAGGAAGUGUUGCUGAUGGUUCAUGGUCGCUAGAACGACACAGGUCCCCACCGUUGUCUGGCUGAGGGCAAGUAGGAUGGGGGACAGCUGUUCCUGCUAGCCUACCAAGGAGCCACUAGGACAGAAAGUGGAAAGAAGAAAAUAGCUUGGUGCCCUCAACUAGCAGAGAGAAUUCAACAGAGCCCAAGUUUGUCCACAGGCCCAGCCUGGCACUUGGUGAGGCUGGCAGGAGCCAUUUGCCACAGCACAUUCCAGCCCAGGGAUGCAGAGGCCUCUUUUCCUGUUCAUCUUUUCUUUCUGAUGUAUGACAGAUUUUCAGAGGGAAAGCCUCAAAAUGGAGCAUGCCAGAGAUGUCCUUAUCAAAUUGGAAAAGGAAGCAAAACUGUUCCUUUCUGUAGCCAAAGAACCCUUCUCAAAGACACCUCCAGAGAUGAAGGCAUGGCAUUCCUUUUUUUCCCAGGCAAUAAUGAUGUCAGUGACACGGUUCCAUUUGUCUUUUCUGUCCUUUUUUAAAUUGCUUAUUUGAUUGCAUUUAUUUUAAAACUGCACUUAUCCUGGAGAGGAGUGGUAGUGACUCUACAUCCUGCUGCUACAUGGAAGAUAGAGGCCCUGCAUCCAUCUCAAGUGGCCGUGGGGACAUCAAGCAGGCUGGACUCGGAUGACAGUGUGCUGCCACUCCAUGCCUCACAACUGUUUCUCAUCUCCACACUGGACUCAGUCAAAUCUCAGUUGGGCCACUGGAGACUAGAACAUGGCAGAGUGGGAUUUAAAUGCAAAAAGAAACCUCGAAGGCUUUUGGCACUGCUACUGGCUUAGCAGAGGUUUCCUACAUCUUCAGGGCAACUUGUACAAGAUCAGAAGAGCGCUAGCACCAGGCCAGUCCCUCCCUCAGACUCCAAGAGAGUUUACAAGAAGUGGCCCUGGGAGCAACCUGUCAUGGACCCCAGCAGCACACAGGACCUGCUGAUUCGCCGGCUUGACUCCCACAAGCCUUGGAGAGCCCCUCCUCUCAGACCCCUGCCAGACAACAUUGCACACACUGCCUCUGUUCUAACUAGCGAUGCUCCCUUAGGUAAGCUUUGUUCAUUACUUUCGGGACUGCGAGUCCCAUGCGAAGGCCCUUCUCCAGGUUCAUCUCAUGGCACCGUUACACACACCCCAUUGGCAGAUGAGGCAGCUGACUCUGGCAUGUAUUAAAGGAUACAGUGGUUAUCCAGAAUCCCAAGUUUCUAGGCACUUUUUGUUGAUUAAGACUUCACUGAGAUGCGAUUUUGCUUAGCAUUUUUCCAUAGCAAAGAGUGGCCUCAUGUUUCCAAUGGCCCAUUUAACAACACUCCCACUUCGUGUAUGCCAAACACUGCUCUGAAUUGCUCAUUGGUUGUCUGAUUUCAUCUUCGCAUAACCCUGUGAGACUGGCAGUAUCAGUCCCUUUGCGCUUUGUGGAAGAAAUGUCUGGUGUGCAGGACUGGGAAGCUGCCCAGGGCCGCCCAGCUAGCAAAUAGGGAGCCAGUGCUUGACCCUGAGUCUGCCAGACACAACUCAGCAUGCAGCCACCAGCCUCGGCUGUCUCCUGUGUGUCUGUUAAAAAGAAAGACUUUAAGGAGUGUCACUCUGUGCAAAAAGGGACCCUGGAUCAGAUGCAGGCAGAAGGGCAGAAUUUGUUUGACUUUUAAGGAAAAUCUCUGGGGAGUUUCUUUUGAUUCCUAGAAUUCCUUUUAGAUUUCUUUACAACAAACCAACUAGCUUUAGUAAUGCUGCUAUAACAAACUCUUAAGAGUAAAGGGGAAAAAGUAUUCUUUUCUUCUUUUGAAAAAAUUUUUUUCUUGCUCAUAGUUAACUCUAGAAAGGCAAUACAAAAGGUAUAUAUUUUUUUCAAAAUACUAUUUUUUACUGUACUUGAUAAAUAUCAUGACAGCUCUGGUCUCUGUAAUAGAUUCACUCUUCAGCUGUGGGUGGAACCAGAGGCAGGGUUCACACCAAAUUUGUAAAUACUGUGUGUAGGUCUGACAUUCAGGAACCUUUUUCUUUCUGUUUAAAAAAAGAAGAAGAAGAGGGAGGACAAGAUGGCUUUUAGAAAGAGGAAUACAAUUAAAUUUUCUUGAAAGACGGAUACCCUUCUCCAAGAAACAGAAAGCAACAAUUACAUAAACAGAAAAAUGAGCCAACUUUCAGGAAUUAAGGAAGAAGGGUCUGUGGCCCUGACAGGCAAUUUGUGCUAACACAGAUGUAUUUUCAUUUUGUUUGAAAGGCAACAGAAUUGAGAAAUGCCUGAGGACUAGAUUUUUAAUUUUCUAAAAAACUAUUAUCAUGUGCUAUGAAGUUCCUGCUCAUUUGUGUGGGGUGGGUUUCUUGUUUAUUGCUUUUUUCUUUUAAAAACUUUGUUGACUGGCUCCAGGCUUAUUUGCCUAAAUUCUUAGGUGGUUUAUGCAAGUUCUGGAAUCUUUUAGAAUUUUGACUCCAUUGGAAGCAAACCAAACUAGUCAGAAUUUGAGAUCCUGGUUGGUGUCAGCAGGUGUUCUAGAAUUUUGACGGAACACCUAAGGGUGUUUAAGAAGGUUUUAGAUACAUUAUCUUACACAAACUGUGACCUAAAAUGGCAAUAAUUACCUCAAAUGUGGGCAUUUAUCCUGGUUUUAGCCUUUUUUGAAGUCAUGUAGCCAGCUUGACCUUGAGAUUUAGAAAACCAUGAAUCUGUGGGUUGGAAAUAAUGAUUAAUGCACACCCUGGUUGUUGUUGCUUAAGUGAAUUCUGACAGUGGUUCAUCUUUACAGAGGAAAUUUACUAAGAAGAGAGAUUCCUUGUGUGUUGUAAUCAAAUGUGAUGUUUCAGUGCACACGCACGGCACAUGUGCUCCUAGCUACUGUAAAAUGCUGUUAGCCUUCUGAGAUACCAAGCGAGUCUCACUUUAACAAGUAAACUAAAUAACUGAGUAUGGAUACACAUAUUUCUGGCUACAUUUUAUAGUUAAAGUGUUUUAUAGUUUACACUUAAACUGGUACUUUUUAAAGAGAAUUUCUGUUUAUAACUGACACCUCCAAACCCCAUCAGUUGCCUCUGUAGGAAGAGGCUGUGUCUCCCCUGGCGAGCGUGUUCUGCCUGUACUCUCCCAUAGCCCCGUGUGCGCGUUCCCUCCAUAGCAUGGGUUUCCAGGUGAGCCUGAGAGAAUGCAAAAGGAAGUCGGGAUAGAGUGGGAAGGGUCAGACCCAGCCAGGCCAGAGGAGGGGUCUCAUGCCAUGUCGGAUCUACACUUGUCCGCAGGCCUCUGCAUCUUGGAAGAGACAGCAAAAACUGACCCCUGCUCCACUGAUGUUUUAUUGUCUUGAUUUGAAAAUUUCAUUUGUUCAUAGAUCCACGCACUUCCACUCACUGGACAGUAAAAAGACACUGGGAUUCAGGUGGCCCCAGAGACCCAGCUACUAUUUCCUGGGCCCCCAAUGUUAUCCUGAGCAAUGUUGCAAAGAACAACACACUUCCAUGCUGUAUUCAUUGGCUGGGAUUUCUGUAUAUCUACUGUCUUAUUCAUUCUCUCCUUUAAACAAAAUCAGUACAAAAGAAGUUGUCUACUUUUCACGCACGGUCAAGCUGAGAGGUAAGGCCUGGUGCAGUGGGCGUGAAAAGUAGGUUUGGUUCAGAGAUUGUGUGAGCUGCUGAGCCCAAGGAGCUGGGAGCGGGACGCUCAGGCUGGUCCCCAACACCUGGUGCACAGAGAGGGGCGUAUGACAAUGAGAGCUUCAGGAAGGCUGGGAUGCCAGCUUCCUGAAGUCUUGUUUGGUUUUUAUUUUCUCUUGCACCAAAAUGUAGAGGACCUGCUGUGACCUUAAGUGUGAUCCAUUCCUCUAACAGAUGUGACCUUGAAAACAGCAGGGCCCCCAGGACCAGGGAGCUUUUUGUUCACAGCACGCCGUGGCUUUCUCCCUGUGUACCACAGGGGCAGCAGAGUCUUGUUCGGGUUUCUUUGUUAGAACUGUUACUGUGGAGGACUCUUAACUGCUCUAAAUCGUCUCCUGCCUCUGUGUGUGUGUGUGUGUGUGUGUGUGUGUGUGUGUGUGUGUGUGCGCGCGCGCACGCACUUUUCCUUUGCACUAAUUAACCAAAUGAAUUUUGUGUCAUUGUUUUUGGGGCUCACUCAUAUUUUUAAAAACUAGAGGUAUAAAAAUUGGUUCUUUUUUAUUACUUGAAAAGUAUGUUUUAAAGAGGGCUCUAAUAUUGCUCUCUCUAGUUCCCUUUCAACCAAGUCUCUAAAUGAAUCUCUCCUGGCACUUCCCCCUCCCCAACUUUUCUUGUGUUGGGUCUCUGUCCCUGUGGCCCCUCUGCCUCCACCCUGCUGUCACCAUAGCCCCAUGCCCAGGCUCCCAAGACUUCCAGGAAGCUCGAGAGCCAGCUCAAAAGGGCCCUGGCCUGCCGUCAGAGCCACCGCUGGGCUCCAGGGACCUGGGGUGGUUACUAAGUCGCCUGGCUCAGCUGGAGAAGGACACUGGGAAGCAGAGUGACUGAGCCGUCUCUGCAGCCUCUGUGGCGCUGUAUGGAACUAGAGCAUCCCCUCCCCACCCCACCCUUGAAAGUGAUGUCCCUGUGUGCACCUCUGCCACCUCCUCCUGCCUCUGUGCACCUGCGCAUUUAAACCUUUCUGUGCUUUCUUAAGGCACAACCAUUCCUAGCCCCCAAAGCAUCUCUUCACCCUCUCCAUGUGCAUUUUUUAACCAAAUGAAGUAGACAAGAAAGGUACAGGCUAGGGCGUCAGAAGCCCUAGCUAGUAGAAUCACUGUAUAGCUAGAGCUGUUGAUAUAUAUGUUUGUGUAUAUAUAUCAAACCAAAUUCUGAUAGAAGAUAGCUUUACAGCUGAGGAGGAAGUGGAGCCCUGGUCAGAGCCAGCCUAGCACGCGCGUCCCUGCACCCUCUCUCUGGGCCUUGGAGCUGGGACCCGGGAUGGCCUCCGUGCGUUCAGUCCCCAGCACCAAGUGCACUGAUGAGGACAAGGGGCAGCCACUCAGGACUGGAAUUUUCCACCCUGUUUGGCUUUGACCACACAUAUUGAGCUGCAGCCUGAUAGUCUAUCACAUUUCCAAAAAUGAUAUCCAUUAGGAUGGAAAGAGAACGGAUCUGUAGAAAUGUUUACCUCCAGCUGCCUACAAAUUCAGGACACUCUGGAUAGACAGGCACAUGUCCAGAAAGCCAGUGGGAAAGAGGAGGCCUGGUGACACCUGGGCCCAGCCCUAGGCACACGGCUCCCUCCCCAGGUCACCUCUCCCAGACCUUUCUCUACCGGGUCAUCUUAGCCCAGUCUCAGAACCCAUGAAGCCCUGGUCCGUUGUGUUUCUCACUGUACGGUUUCUGUAUUAAAAAGUGUUAAUCCAUGUUAAUCUGUGUGAAAAUUAUUGCGUGCAACAGUAUUUUCUUGUGUACCUCUCUUCCCUCUGUGAAUUGUCCCUCUUUUCUUUUUUAUUUAUAAAUGUCUACUUUUUUAAAAGACAAACCAAUGUGUUGUAGACUUCUAUGUAACUAUUCCUUAGUCUCAUAUUAUAGGUAUGUUAUAAGAAUGGAUAUUUUACUUGGCUUUAGAAUGUUUUACAAGAAAACUAAUUCUUAACUGAUCAAGUCCUUGCUACUAAAAUGCUUGUGUUUUUUCAUCAUGAUGUUGUGUGCUUCUAAAUUAAUAAUCAUUUUCGUUGUAGAAAAAUGGAGUGAAUUUAUAUUAGUCUUGGAAACUAAUAAUAGCAAUGUAAAUUUAUGAGAUGAUUUUAACAGAAAAAAAUUAUAGAAGAAUAUAGUUAUUUUAAUUGUAAUAUUACUAACUGUAGGGUGAGACAGGGGGUCCCGUUGUGGUGAACUAUGUUAUAGCUUGUUACAGUUUCUUUUGAUCAUUUUUUCGGUCUCUGAGGUGAAAUGAGUUAUUAAUUAAAAUUUGUAAACUCACAUAUGCAUAUUGUAUAUGUGUAGCAAUGUAAUCACACUUUGUCUUGGAAUUACAUUAAACUGUUUGGAAUCACUGUA
Cavia porcellus (domestic guinea pig) is the source of this 14594-nucleotide messenger RNA. It is a transcript of the gene Hipk2, whose product is annotated as homeodomain interacting protein kinase 2. Gene Ontology annotation, molecular function: protein tyrosine kinase activity; protein serine/threonine kinase activity; transcription coactivator activity. Gene Ontology annotation, biological process: intrinsic apoptotic signaling pathway in response to DNA damage by p53 class mediator; peptidyl-threonine phosphorylation; smoothened signaling pathway. The transcript has 15 exons. The coding region runs from base 414 to 3983 and encodes 1189 amino acids. Gene Ontology annotation, cellular component: cytoplasm; PML body; nucleus. NCBI's taxonomy places the organism in Eukaryota, Metazoa, Chordata, Mammalia, Rodentia, Caviidae. The record is from RefSeq and is a predicted model, not a curated record.